CCAGGCUCCUCGGCAUUGCAGCAAAGGAGGAGGGAAGGCGGCCCGCCCCGGGGAGUCCUUCCCCGCCCCCUGCUUUCGGGGCUCCUCCGUCACGCCUUGGGGCUCCUCCUCGAGGGAAAGGAGGGGGGAAGAGGAGGAGGAGGAGGAAGGCAAGGAGAAGCCUCCCUCCCUGUCAGUCCGACGCUGCUUCCAGCCAGGCAGCCGCAGCGCUGAGCCAGAGGAGAGGAAAGAGGCUGCAGUUUCAGGCAUUGAUGAUCAAAACUAAAGCAAAGAGACAGCUGAUGGCGGUCUUGUCAGCCCUUCUGAAUUUCAUAGUAGAGCAGUUCGUACAGAAACCGAAUGUGCUUUGAAGUCUCCUGCUGUUGUUUUGUAGCACACGAUAGUUCUUCAACACAGAAUCAAUUUGGACACGCAUUGAUUAACAGAAGAUGGAUAGAGCUUAUGAGAUGGAAGACAAGACUUCAUUAGUGAAAGGGGCUCAAGAUCUUGCCAAGGAGGUCAAGAAACAGGCAGUGAAGAAAGCUAAUAAAACUGCAGACAGGGCUCAAGAUGGGUAUAGGGAAAGAGCUUACAAUCAAUUCCAGGGUGAGGAAGAAAACGCGUAUUACACUGAAGAAGGAAACUACGACGGAGAAGCAAAUGAAGAUGAGGGAUCAAGCGAAGCGACCGAAGGACAUGAUGAUGAUGAUGAGAUUUAUGAAGGAGAAUAUCAGGGUAUCCCAAAUGCAGCACAGAACAAGGAAGGGAUGGCAGCCUUAGGACAGCCUACGCGAGAUGACCACAAGGAUCGCCUUGAACUGGAGACAGAGAGGAAAGCUGAUGAGGAAGAACUAGCACAACAGUAUGAGCUAAUCAUUCAAGAAUGUGGCCAUGGACGAUUUCAGUGGGCCCUCUUUUUUGUUCUUGGAAUGGCACUAAUGGCGGAUGGAGUAGAGGUUUUUGUGGUUGGAUUUGUGUUGCCCAGUGCUGAAACAGACAUGUGUAUUCCAAACUCUGGAUCGGGAUGGCUCGGUAGCAUAGUAUACCUUGGGAUGAUGGUGGGGGCGUUCUUCUGGGGAGGCUUGGCAGACAAGGUGGGAAGAAGACAGUCUCUUCUGAUAUGUAUGUCUGUCAAUGGAUUCUUUGCCUUCCUUUCAUCAUUUGUCCAGGGCUAUGGCUUCUUUCUCUUCUGUCGAUUACUUUCUGGAUUUGGGAUUGGAGGAGCUGUUCCAAUCGUGUUCUCAUAUUUUGCUGAAGUCCUGGCUCGGGAGAAACGUGGAGAGCAUUUAAGUUGGCUUUGCAUGUUUUGGAUGAUUGGAGGCAUCUAUGCCUCUGCCAUGGCCUGGGCCAUUAUUCCUCACUAUGGAUGGAGUUUCAGCAUGGGAUCUGCCUAUCAGUUUCAUAGCUGGCGAGUGUUUGUUAUUAUGUGCGCUCUGCCCUGCGUUUCCGCAGUGGUGGCACUUACGUUCAUGCCGGAAAGCCCAAGGUUCUUACUUGAGACUGGAAAGCAUGAUGAAGCUUGGAUGAUUCUCAAACAGAUUCAUGAUACAAAUAUGCGUGCUCGAGGUCAGCCUGAAAAAGUUUUCACUGUUAAUAGGAUCAAAACUCCCAAGCAGAUAGAUGAGCUUAUAGAGAUCGAAAGUGAUACGGGAACUUGGUACAAGAGAUGUUAUGUCAGAGUGCGCACUGAACUGGAUGGUAUUUGGCUAACAUUUAUGAGGUGUUUCACCUAUCCAGUCAAGGACAAUACAACCAAACUUGCAGCAGUAUGGUUUACACUUUCUUUUGGCUACUAUGGAUUGUCAGUCUGGUUUCCAGAUGUAAUCAAGCAUCUUCAAGCAGAUGAAUAUGCUUCUAGGAGGAAGAGUUUUGAAAAUGAGAAGAUAAUAGAUUUUGACUUCAACUUUACUUUGGAAAAUCAGAUCCACUUCAAUGGAACAUUCAUCAAUGACAGGUUCUCCAUGAUGAAAUUUAAAGCAGUUACUUUUCAAGAUACACUUUUUAAGAGCUGUAAUUUUGAAGAUGUUACCACGCUAAACACAUACUUUAGGAACUGCAUUUUUGUGGAGACCACUUUCUUCAGCACAGAUCUUGAGCCAUACAAAUAUCCUGGCAGCGAAUUUAUAAACUGUACAUUCUAUCACAACAAGACAGGAUGUCAGAUCUCCUUUGAUGAUGACUACAGUGCCUAUUGGAUUUAUUUUGUUAAUUUUCUGGGGACUUUAGCAGUAUUACCAGGAAAUAUUGUCUCAGCUCUUCUGAUGGACAGAAUUGGGCGUUUAACCAUGUUAGGUGGCUCUAUGAUUCUUUCUGGAAUUAGUUGUUUUUUCCUGUGGUUUGGUACAAGUGAAUCCAUGAUGAUAGGCAUGCUGUGUCUAUACAAUGGCCUCACGAUUUCGGCAUGGAAUUCCCUUGAUGUCAUUACUGUGGAACUUUAUCCUACAGACAGGAGGGCAACGGGCUUUGGUUUCCUAAACGCAUUAUGCAAAGCAGCAGCUGUUCUUGGGAAUUUAAUAUUUGGCUCUUUUGUUGUCAUCGCCAAAUCAAUUCCUAUUCUUUUGGCUUCUACAGUUCUGGUCUGUGGAGGUUUGGUUGGACUUCGACUCCCUGACACCAGAACCCAAGUGUUGAUGUAACUUGGGAUGGAUUGUGGAUAAAAAGCCAUUUACAAUUUGUUUUCCUCUCUUUCCAAGUGUCAGAUCUCCUGGGUGGAUGGGCAAAGGCUUCAGAUUUUCAGAUCAUGGAAGGCUGCAGAAGUCCUACUCUCAAAAUGAAAUAUCUAUGACGGAAGAUUAGAAACUAGAUUUAAGUCCACUUCAAAUGUUCCCCAGAUCUUAGAAACAUUACUUUAGUAUUUUAGCUCUUGGAUUACAGCAUGUUUUAAAAUUGCAUCUUUAGUAUUACAAUCCUUGAAUUAGUUUUCUGGGAAUUGUAGUCUUAAAAUGCAGCCUUUCCAAGCUCUUAGUUUAGAAUUCACUGAACACACAGGAUGAGUGAGAGGAGUCUGGAAACAAACCAGGUGUUAGAACUCACUGGAGUCCUCUAUAUUACCUGGAAAAGUUGUACUUUACAAAAAUAACUUUUCCGGGCUCUGGGCUAUGUUUGCUAGAUCCACAUCUAGCUUCACACAUCCAAUCAACUCCAAUCCCCAACCAGUCAUAUAUUUAGGGAAAGUCUGAUGAUUUGGAGCCACCACAUAUUAUUCUCCUAUAUGAAGCUGAACACUCACAAAUAUGUCUAUACACAUAAAAGUCAUUGCAUGGCAAUUCCUGCUUCAGAUCUAGUCAUGUAAAAGGGGAUGAAAAUAUGUUGAUAUCAGACGGACAACAAACAGCCAUGGCCCUUCUCAUUCUCCCAUACCACUUCAUCCAUUCAGUUAAUGUUUGAAGUGAAUUGUUGAACCAUUAUAAACCAUAUAUGUUGUCUUUUCUAUGAUAGAGCAAAAGGACAUCCCAAUGAUCAAUUAAACUAGUGGAGUCUUAUUGAUUUCACCUGUGUUACACUAAGGUGAAAAUUCUGUGAAUUGUUAACCUUAAGAGUUGCUUCUUUCCAAAUUAUUUUUUUUUAAAUUGUUGUCAAAAGCCAGUAAUGGUGGUUUCAUAUAUAACAAGUUCCCUUCACGGAGAUUGUCUCCAUGUGGAAAAAUGUAUUUCCUAAGUCAUUCUGCAGGCUCAAGGACAGUGUGAAUUCUCUGUUUCAUAACAGGCAAAGGGGUUAAAGGCAUUGUAACAUCUAAAUACCUUUCGGCCAUAUGCAAACUUAAAUAAAUUGUAGCAUGAGAACUAUUCUGCUAGUUUAACCUUGUAAUGUUCAUUCCGGAUACGGAAGCCACAGAAUAAUAUCACUAUUUUGAAUUGAGCCAAUAUAAAUAGAGUCAUCACAUCCUUUUUUUGACAAUAUAUGCUAAUCUUAAUGUGUAUAAUAAGAUGCAGAAUUAACUGCAUGAGUGUACGUAACAUUAGCUUUCAUGCUUCCUUUUAAUGAUGAUUUGGGUUAGGAGUUUAGACUGAUACUUGCAGCUAAAUCACAUUUAAGAUCAAAAUAACUCGUACACCUUCAAAACCAUACUACUAAUUGGAAAAUCAAAUUAAAAAUCCAAUAAUAAACAUGUUUUCAAGGCAAGGCAUGAUUUCCAGGGUAAAUCAGAUUUUCUGUAAAAUUAUAGUACAGAAAACCAGUAGUCUCUUUUUUAGUUUGGUAAUAGUAAUUGUAUCACCACGAUGUGUGGUGAAUCCAUGGACCUUUGUAAUGAGGUCCUGAAACAAAUAACUGUAGCACUUAGAAGAGAUUGACAAACCUCCAUGAGUAUAAAUUGGGUGACUGUACUUUCUUGUUCUAUUUAGUCAGGUGGCCUCAGAGAUUGCUUUGAAAGGGGAAGAGACAUCAUUCUGAACUGUCUCAUCAGCUGUGGAAGGAGAUUCAUUGCUGUAAUACUUCUACUCCACUUAGACAACACAGGACUGCAUGUUACCUGAACUAGGCAGAAGCAGCAUACCUCAGGGCAAUCCUUUCACAGACUCUCAAGCUAAGAGUGUUUUUUUAAUCAGUUGUGAGCUAUGGUGAUUCUGAAAAAUAGAGAUUGAGAUAAGAAAAAAGAGGGGAAAGUGAGCUCAUUUUGUUUCCUUAAUCAACUGUUUGCCUUCUAUAAAGUCACACUUACAUUUCCCCAAAGAAAUGCGGCAGGCACAGAAAGACAUAUCUUAACUACGUGCUUCAUGGCAGAGGGAUUUGUUGGAUGGUUACCUUUUUUUUCUAAAUUAGAUCUACAAUGUGAAUCUUACCAAGAUAGCUUUUCAAUAUACAUUCUAGUGUUUUAAUGUUAAUAUAAGUUUCAUUGUUCAUUUCAGUUGUUCCCCCAUUUUUGGAUAGUGCCAACAUCCUGGUUACAGUGUGUGAGUCUCAUAGCUUUUAAUAUUAGCCCACCUUUAAAUAGCAAAACUGUGUUAUUAUAGCCAAUGUCCCGUGUUAAAUUUGGCCUUUCUACAGAUUUCCUUUCAUUUGGAGGGGAGGAACUUUUUAUCCUGCUCUUUGUCAUAAGGAGACCUUAUGUAAUACUUCUAAAAAUCUGAAGCCUUUGUACAGAUGGGGGAGUGGUGAUCAGUCGCCAGCUGUAGACCAUGCUUUUGACAUGCACUGUCCAUUUAGAUUGAUGUGGUGUUUCGUCUGCUUCCUCCCUCUAUGUAAUCACUGAAGAAUCCAGAGCCAUAACUAAGCUUUAGAAGGAAAAUUAAGCACCAGCUCCAAAGCAGGACAAAAUCUCACCAUUUUAUUAUUGUGUUACUUUCUCAGAAUCUAAUAAUGCUCAGUAUCCAGAUUGAAAGUGUUAUGUUGGGUGUGGCCUUGACACAUGGUAGGCAAUGAAAGUGGGCAGAGGUUUUGUAUAACGUGAAGAAAGUGCUCAAAGAAUAACCAAAGACAUGUAUAUCCAUCUUGUUUGGGGUGUGUGAUUCAAGCUUCAAGAAGACCAGCAUUGUCUCUUUGGUCACGACUUUCCCUCCUCCUUAAGUGAAUGGAAAAUAGUGUGUGGAAAGCAGGGAAGAGAAAAAGUUGUAGUAUGAAUUGGUGGAAGAUGGCUUAGAAGUCCUAAGGACAAAAAAAGAAAAGAAAGAACGUUUGAACCUUUUGAACACAUACUGUUUGAAAUGCAACUGGAUAAUACACAUGAUAUAACCAGAUGAUAGCCUAUGGCUUAAAAGCAGAUGUCUGAUUACUAAUAUAAAUCCUUUCAUUGUACAGACAUUAUAUAUGAUAUGGGCAAACCCAUUUUGCUUGAGCUAUGCUGUUCACUUUCAUGUAAGCCUUAUUCAGCAAUGACAUAAAAUUGAACAGUUGGGACUGCUUAUACAGAAUGCUUCAAAAAUAUGGACCUGAUUUGAAAUCUCUGUAACUCUGCAACCAUGAACUGCCCAUGAAUGAAGCUCUUGUCACUUGAAAAAGGUGGGGCAUAGAGUUCAAAUGAUUGCAGCGAGAUACCUCUCCCAGCCCACAAACAGUCCCUGGCCUCGGUCAUUUGCAAGACCCUGCAACAUAAGGCCUAAAGAGAUAUUCUCCAUUUGCAAAGUUAUUUUUUAGAUUUGUUUCUGACUCAAAUGUUUAGUACAACUUGGUAACCUGAUAACUCAUUAAACCAUGUGUACCUUUUUGUGUAAUUAUAACAUGUUGCCAUUGUGAAAUAUACUGCUUUGAAACUGGGUCCAUCAUUUUGAAACACCCUGUAUAUUUUUGUCAAGUUGUAAAUCAUGCAUGCUAUCUGCCCAGUAAGAGAAGUUCAACUUACACUGGAAACAGAUAAACAGAGGGGAUGUAUCAUGGGUUGUUGUAAAAUAAGCAGAGUGGAAAAAUAAUAAACUGCCCUUGCAGAAAGGAAGAUGAGUUCUGGAUUAAUGUGGAGCAUGAAUCCCAUUACAGGGGAGAGGUGAAAAAGGAUGUUUUGCAUGUUAAAACAAGGAGGAAAAGAGGAAUUGAAUGCCACCCAGUGCCAUGCUUUCUUGUCUCCAGAUUCUGCAGCAUUGAAGAUCUUUUCCAAAUAAAUGAUUUUGUACACAUUGGCUGUUUUUAAAACUAUUUCUCAGCUAUAUUUCAGAUUCCUGCUCUUGUUGUUACAUAUAACUUCUUAAUCCCUUUUGCAAUGCUACUGUUGCCCAGAUGGAUAUCCCUGUCUUAUUUUUGUGCAAGAUGUAGAUAAAAGUUGUCUCAUCCUUAGUACUAGCUAUAUUUUCUGUGGGGGAAGCAUUGCUGUGUUUAAUCCUUUGAAGAAAUGCCAACAAUCUUAUUCCUUCCGCUUGGCACAGAGCUCUGUAAGAACAUGGGAACCACGUGAUUGCAUCAGAAUAACAACUUGUUUAGUCUGGUAGCCCAGUGGUACAAAAUAAGUGCUAUUAUUCUUUUCCAUAAACUGAAAAUAUGUUUGAAUUUUAAUGUGCUUUAAUUAUCAUUAGGAAAUUCCCCACCCCAUCUCCUAAGUCAGUGAACACACCCUCAUAUUUUGGCUUGCUUUAAAUGUCACAGCUCACCUUUCUAGCUGAGAAAUUGGAAAAAUUGCUUCUGGCUGGGGGAUUAUGGAAAAGGUAGCUUUCCCAAGUUCUGCUUUAGUCAGUGUUGGAUUGUGGCCCUCAUUUACUGACCCUUACAUGCCAUCCUAGGACUCUGUUAUUCUGCGGUGUCCUAUCUACCAAUAUGUUUGUUGUGAGAUAUGCUGGGUUUUAUUUAAAUUAAUGUAUCCAUAUAACACUUUUUAAGGAGAAGCAUUAAUCAAAUGUUUUCCCCCAACAUUAUACAUUUCAGUGCAAAGCAGAGUCUUGAAAUAAAUCUGCAUCUGCAUUUCUCCCGAUAUGCAAGCAGUUAGAAUAUGUGAGAGAAAGCCAUUGGCUAAUGUCCCCACUAUAGGGUAAAUAUGAUGGAUGGAGCAUUACAAUGCACUUUAGAGGAAAUAUGACAUAUGAAACAAAGGUUGAAAUGUGAUGAUACAGCAUUUAUUUCCUUUAUUGUCACCUGUCAGUUGUCGUGGCAUGCCCUCAAAAAUGCAUUUCUGUCCUGUUACCCAUGCAGACAAAUAGUGGCACAUCUCAAAUUUGUUCACUCUCUAAAUUAUGUUCAGCUGACAUUAACAUUGAAAUGAGUACUUCCCAUCUGACCCCCACUCCACUGACAUGCCUAGUUACACUGCUAGGAAAUUGUUAUUUUUCUGUAUCGAUAUUUUCAAUUUUUUUUUACCUCUUUGACAUUGCCAUCAGCACACCCUUUAUUACUGGUUCUAAAUCAAGACAGGAAAUUAUGUGACUUUCAGAACAUAGCUGACCUUGAACGUCAUUUUCCUGAUCCUUGAGCCCCCUUCAGAAGCAAACUAGGGGCAACCAUACAUCCCCCCACCCCAGAUUGCUUUUGAUUUCCCCUCUUCAGAAUGUGAGACCUAUAAUUUUCCUCUAUAACCUGUUUUAGUAAAGAAAUUUGAUUAUAAUGAGUAUUGUUGGGAGGACUUCCAUGUUUAUUAUAUAAUUGCUCUUUGAUUGAAAUCUGUCCUUUCAAAACACAAAGGAGAACCUCUGUUCCUGUGAUUGUUUUUCAUUUUAAGAGUUCCAGACAGCAUGGGAUGGUAAACUGGUUCUUUUAUCAUUUACAUCUCAUCUUUUCUCAGUCCAGUGCCCAACAGAUGUGUAGUACCUAUCUUCUUCAGCCCAAAGACCAUACUAGCUGGCUAUGAUGGGAAAUGUCAUACAGCUGGGUUGCCAAAUAAGGGGCAACCUAGUUUCUAUCCCAUUGAUGAAUGUGUAGAAGCAGGAAUUCAGCAGGGGGUGAUUGCAUAAUAAGCAUCACAUUUGGCAACCCUAAAUCAGCAUAUCUGGACGAGGCCAGAUUAGAAUAGGCUCUCUUACUUUCAAGUCACCUGUUUUUUUUUAAAAAAAGAAAAUCCAUAUUCUUUCCAAACUUACUACAUGCCUAAAAUGCAUACGUGCACUCACAUCACAUUCUUAUGUCAAUGUUUUGAAGAAACUCUGAACACCCAUGGGGAUAAAGCACAGGAAGUAUACAGAAAGCUGCUGUGCUACUUCUUAAAGAAGUGGUGGGCAAAUCAGCAUUUCAGUUCAAAGGCAAACAAAGCAGCCAUAAUUCCUUUUCUUCUAGAUUUCCUGUCUCUUUAGGCACAAACCGCACUGUCAGAGCCUGGGAUCUAUGUUCAUAUUAAUAAUGUCUGAUCCUAUCAGGCAGGAAACACAGCAGGAAGCACUGCUCUAUGUUUACUAGCAAUUCUUGAACAAUUCUCCCUCUUCUGUGAUUUCUGCCUCUGCUCUUUAUGAAAAGAAGAAUAUAAGCAAUGGGUAAAAUUGUUCUUGCAUUCCGUUGACCAUUUGAUUUUCCAGCAGUGAUUGGAUAGAUGGUCACGUUGAUCUUUGUUCAUAGUCUUCUGCUAGACUCAUCUCUCAAUACUUUUUUCUCUGUGUGUGUGUUUGAUAAAUUUUAAUAAACUGCUUAAUAUUGAAGUUACAAAAACAAUAGAGACAAUGCAUAAACAUGCAGCACACUAAAUGGUAUAUUGUUCCUGUCCCCAUCACUCAUUACAAUUGACUUUCUGCUCUUCUCUGGCUGCAGUAUUGGAACUUUUAUGCAACAUCCCUCUAUUCCUUCUUUUAUACAACAUUCCUCUAGUUUCUUUCCUUUUCACGUAUAGCUCUCUUCCCAGCAUUCGUUGAACUGCAAAGGGCUGGGGACAGUCAGGUGUGUCCUGUCCAGCUGCCCACUUCAAGUUGAUGGUAAAUUGUGCACAGAAAUAGUUGGUAGGAAGCAGAUUGUCUCUCUCACCUCAUUGUAAUCCUCCCCCUGUGCUGUAAGAACUUGUUGAAUAUUUGGGUGUAAAGGUCUAUAUUACUAGGUCUGCUGCUUCAACAUUUUUGUCCCUUUCUUAAUAAUUCCUAACAUAGCACUUUCUGAUUUUUGCUGAGCUGGUGCUUUUAGUUAGCUUUGCUGCCUAAUUUGUGUGAAAACAUUCUGUUUCUCCAUCCUUCUUUUCAACCAGAGUUAAACUUAAAAGCAGAAGGAAACCUCUCCCUUUCUAUUAUCACCCCAAUCCAAGAAAAUCUAUAUUUACUUUGGUAUUGGUCCCUUUGUAUUUGAUCAAUUUUGUUUGUGUCGGUAGGGAAUUCAGUCAGAAGUGAUUGACAUGGAAUUUGUCUUAAAUGUCUGUCGUGGUUGGCAUUUGAAUAAAUGCUUAUCUGAGGAAGAAAUGAACCCUUUUUCCUGAUUGCUAAUAAUCUCGUAUAUGUCUACAGUUACCUGCCUCUUGAUGUCAUUAAUAUAAGAAACACAGCAACCCUGUCCUACACUCUUUAAUCCUAUUAAUGGCAAUAAUUGCCAUUGGGUACAGAGACCAUUGUUCAAUGGCAGAACAUUGGGUUGAAGUGCAAAAGAUGUCAGGCUUAAUCCAUCAAUCACUUUAUUUAUAUCUCACUUUUUCUCCAUGAGUCUUUGACUUCCUCGGUCAAAAGAAACAUGUUUUAGGGGUUUUUUGGGAGGAAAAUCUGGGCCUUAGAAAGGAAUGGGAAUCAGUGCAGGCAAUAUGAGUGUAGAUGGACAAAUACUCUAACCUGGUGUAAGGCAGCUUCCUAUCAUGGUUUCAGGAAAAACAGGCCUUUUUCUAUACAUUUCUUCUUACGCCUCCAAAAUAUUCAGACAUAAUUAAAACAGUGUAUAUUAUGAACAAUAUGCAAUGUAUAGGUAUAUAUACUGAUUUUCUAUUAUAUAAAAUAUAAGAUAAUUCUAUACAUAUAAUGUGUAUAGGUAUAGAUGUUUUAUAUUAUAUGGGAUGUAAUAUAAUAUAAUGCAUUGCUUUAUGCAUUCCUGUCUAUGUUUACAAAUUUGACAACCAAAAGAAUUUUAUUAACUGUAAAAUCUUCCUUGGAAAUAUAUGUGCAUAGUCUAAGUUCCAGCUAAAGCUCAAAUACUUGAUCAAAUCCAAAUGUCAGUUCAAAACCAGACUAAACCCACUGAAGAAAUGGUGACAUGGUAAGUUAGCAACAUAAGUCCCAUCUUCUAAUCUAGGAGAUUGCCAUACCUGCAAAACAGAAAAUGUGUCCCAUAUGCCACCUGGAGGGGAAGAUUUGGCUUCAGAUGACACCCCUUCCCCAGCUUUCAUGAUCACCUCCAGUGGUCCUCUUUGCUCCCUUCCAGUGUUGGUAGAAACAAAAGGGGACAACAGAAACUAUGUCAUGGGAAGAUCAGGACAUUCUCAGCUUCCAUGUGAUUCUGUAGUCUGGGCCGGGAUAGGGUACAUGGUGAGCUUCGUCCCAUGGUAGGAAUGAAGGGGAAUGUACACUCAAGCUAAUGUUUCCUUCCUUUGAGAAAAAUUUUGAGAAAGGAAAAAGAAAAAGAGAACCAUGUCCUCUCCUUUUUGGUCCAUAUGGAUUGAGCCCAGUGGGAUUAGUUUAUUCUGCUUCUUCUGGUAGGAUUGAUUAGUAAAGUAAUUAUCUAUGUGCACUUAACUGGGGUAUUUUUCACUGUAUAUUGCUUCUGAAUAAACAGUAAAUAACUACUUCUGGAAAUCAGUGGAGUUCACACGCGCAUGACCGAGAUUAUCUCCAGUAUUCUAGAUAGUUCCUGGGCCCAUAUUAAUAUAAUGGCAGUCAGAAAUCUAACCUACCUUUGGGGAUAAGAAAAUUGGUACUUAAUCCCAUAAAGUUCUGAUAGUGCAAAGGAUUUGAUGGAGGGUUUGAUGGUGUUAUAUGAUUUUAUGUAUGAAAAAUAGGUAUAGAUGUGAAGUACGUUUUGGUAAUAUCCUACUAUUUUAAUAUUUCUGCUCCAUGCAUUUUGGCAUAUAAACAAGUGAUGGGCUGUGAAGAGCAUUUCGUGUUUCAGCAAAUUCAGAAAAUGGCAUGGCUUUAGAAAGGUGUGUUUCUAUUGCCUUAUUUAGUGUUAGAUAUAUUCUAAUUAAUACUAUGUGUAGUUAAAAUAGUUUCUGUAUAGUGUAUGUCUGCCUUUUCUUUCCUCCCCCCCCCCCCCCCUGUGUUUCUACUCAGAUAGUUAAUGUUGUUCCAGUAGUGUUCACAUAGCCUACACAUCGCUCAUUAGUAUUUUUGACUGGUCAGGAAUAGAGCCAUUGCCAAACUGCCUUCCAAUUCUCUGUUACCUUUUUACCAAAUCUGGCCCUAUUACGGCUUAUUAAAGCUCACCCAGGAAGAAAGAGAGAUCAAGAGAAUUUAUUCCAAAGUGGUGGCAUUCAUUGUUUGUUUCCCUUCCAUUAUGUAAGUGACUUUCAUCUCUGCAUAACCAGGGGUGAGGGUGGGUGUGUUUAAAUGUAUAACUAAGGAGUCAGCAGAAAAGUGGUAUUUUUUAUUUUUUUCCCCCCUCUCCACCCACAAGAACAAACAAAGCUUAUGGUCUAAAGGGCAGUUGGAGAAUCUAAAUUCUGGCACAUUCUUAGUAAGGGUUGAUUCUGGCUGGAGAAAGAGAAUGUCUGUGUUACUACAGAAAAAGCAGAGCAUGGUUUGAACAGAGUUAACAUUGCAAAGAUUAGCAUAGCAACUCUUGUUGGACCUUGCUGUGUCCUAGGCAACUGUAGGAAUAAUGCCAAGGCAAUAUUUAUAUAUACAUACAAUGCAUAAGUGUUACAAAGAACGACUUCCUCAAUAUCAUGACCUUUUAAAUAAUCCCAUUCCCUUCUCAGAUACUUUGAGUCUUCUUAGACUCAAAGAGAGUCUAAGAGAGAAAAAUCAGGGUAUAAAUAAACACAAUAAAUAAUAAUAAUAGAUUCUGAGGCUAUGAAUCAAAUGCGUUUAUUUACAUGCGUUUUAUGCAGAUUUUGGCUGGUAAUUGGAGGUUCCCCAAAUUACAGAGUGAAACCUCUCUGCCUACAGUACUGUAGGUUAAUGAACAUGCCUCUUGCUUUCAUGGCAAGCCUGCCCUUUAUGAAUUUGGCAAGACUAUCAAAAGAAAUAACUAGAUCGGAGAGUAGAUAUUCAAAUGGCUGCCGGCUAUAAACAUUUGCUCAGAUGCAAAAAGUAACCUGUUACAUAUGUUAUAUAGGAUAGAAAGAAUUUAAGGGAAGCUUGCUGACCUGAUCAUGGGUUGGGUAAAUAAUAAGUUCAUCACAUAUCUAAGACUCAAGCUUUACCGUGAUAAUGGAUUACUAAACUUUUCAGAACAACAGUUUCUGGUGUUACACAGAAGUUCUUUUUAAAAUUUGUAAUCUUUUUCAAUCUUGCAGCAAUCAACAGUAGCCCUUAUGAGCAUGGCCCUUCCAUAUAUUGGACUUCAGCUCCCAUUAUCCUUUGAUUUUGGCUAAGUUGCCUAGGGUUGAACAGGGAUGAAGUCCACCAACAUCUGAAGGGUCACAGUUGCCUAGUCCUGCCCUAAAACAGGUGGGAAUCCUGUAGCCCAUGAGGAUAUGUUUGUGUCAAGGCCACCAAAAUUCCCCAUCCCUGCCUUAAAACAGCUGGAUAAUACCAAGUUAAAAGUCAAUAGAAUUGCCAAACUUCCAUCUGUUGCUGUGGCAGUGCUUACUUAUGCUAUUUCUUUGUAAUCUUUAUAUGGCCCAUAAAUACCACUCCCGGUCUGUCUUCUUCAGAAAAUGUCCAUCUGUCUGAAACAGAGACCCAAGUCACCAUGCCUCUUGUCAGGUGAGAAUUAUGUGGCCUUGCAGAUCCAAAUCCUAGUUUAGCCAAUUGUGAGGAAUACUGAGAAUUGUAGUACAAUAACAUUUGGAGGGCCACACAACUCCCACUGUUGAUCUCACUCUACCCAACUGACCACCAACUUCCUUGAUCACCAGUCUUUUUACUUGAUCUGUAUUUAAAUGUUUCACAUGCUGCGUUUAAAUGUCUAUUUAUACCAGAUUUUGCAAGUGUAAUUUGAAGGCUAUUUCCCGGCUGAACUCUAUAUUGUGUACAGGUGUGGAUGGAGGAUGUCCUUGCAGACAUGACUUUGGAUGUGGUUUGACACACACAUACACAUUUGUCACAAGAUGUUCUUUUUUCCUAUGCCUUCCUGUCUAUGUUAAAAGGAAAGUGGGAACAAAUAGAGGGAAAUGUUCUUUGUAAUGAAAGCUUGGCAGUGGUUCUGGUCACUUUUGAAUGUCAAUGCUUUGCAAGAUCAUUCUUUUCAAUUGCUGAUUUUUCUCAUUGUGUGUGUGUCUAUGUUUACAUGUCAGUCUAUUAGUCAAUGACAUCUGAAAUCACUUUCACGUUUCUGCAUUUUUCAUUCCAAGUACAGCUGGUAUAUUUGUGAACUCAUCUUUCUGGUAUGCUCCUCUGUGUCAGAUUGCCAACAGCCAAAAGCACUAGGCCAAGUGUGUUUUUUUAUAAAAUCCCCUGGGAAAAACUGUUUGUAUACUUGUGAAAGGGCAUGUGCUGUGUGGGAUGAUGAUGUACAGUGUAAAUCUGUAAAAUGUGGAAGUGUGUAUACAUUAUCUGCCAAAUAUCUCUACAUGUAAUAAAAGCAAGGAUAUUUAAUGUACGUACAUCAAAUUGAAAAAGAAACUCCAUUAUAUUUCAAUAAAGAGAUGUUCUCUGCAUUGAGAAUCAA
Molecule: messenger RNA, 13989 nt
Organism: Anolis carolinensis (green anole)
Lineage: Eukaryota; Metazoa; Chordata; Lepidosauria; Squamata; Anolidae
Gene: sv2c
Product: synaptic vesicle glycoprotein 2C
Exons: 14
Coding region: 429-2615 (728 amino acids)
Biological process (GO): chemical synaptic transmission; transmembrane transport
Cellular component (GO): synaptic vesicle membrane
Molecular function (GO): transmembrane transporter activity
Source: RefSeq, a predicted model, not a curated record